AUGGCCAAGAUCCAACCGUCCGUCGCAGUCAUCGGUCUUGGAGCCCAAGGUCUCGUCACGGUCAAGAAUCUCCUGGAACAGGACUUCGAUGUGACAGGGUUUGAGCGCAACGACUACAUCGGAGGGAUCUGGCACUACUCGGCUAAACACGAUCUCUCUGCCCUCUCAUCUACAGUCGUCAACAUAUCCCGAGAACGCGGGUGCUUUACAGACUUUGCAUUCCCACCUGGGACAGACUCCUAUCCAACGGCUGCUCAGGUCGACCAGUACCUCCACGACUAUGCCGAUGCGUUCAACCUCCAUCCGCAUCUCCGCCUCUCAACCAAUGUCCAGACUGUCGACCGUGACGAUGCCAACAACUGCUGGCGUUUGACCGUCUGGUUCCCCAGCGCGCAAGACCCCGAGGUACUGGAGUUCGACAAACUUAUUAUAGCCACUGGACCGAACCACAAAGCCAACAUGCCUGACUUGGCUGGUCGAGAGCUUUUCAAGGGAGAGAUCACUCAUUCAAUCGCAUACAAACAGCCCGAGCUGUUCAGAGACAAGCGAGUCCUGGUCGUGGGAGCAAGCAAUUCUGCGGCUGACACAUCGACGUCGCUAAUCGGCACUGCAAGCAAGAUAUAUUAUUCGCAUCGUAGAGGUACGGUGGUCCUGCCUCGCUACCUCAAAGAUGGAACCUCGCUAGACCAUUCACUCAAUUACCGCAAGAUGGAAAUCAAAGACACCCUCGACCGCGUGGCGCCCAGCAUGUCGGUCAAGUUCAUGGACCGUGUGGUUACUGGGAUUCAACAAAAAGAAUUUGGAUCAUUCCCGCCCGAAUGGCGUCUGAGCCCUGCUCCGUCGGUCUUGCACCAGAAUCCAACUGUCUCGGACACACUCAUUCCAGCUUUGGCUAGAGGCAAGAUCGAAUCCGUGCAUGCCCCAAAGCGAGUCCUCAACGACCACGAAAUUGAACUGGAGGACGGGACAGUCGUCAGCGUAGACACCAUCAUAUUCUGCACGGGAUAUUCCCUAGACUACUCUUUUGUAGGAAAGUACGAUCCCACGCGCUCCUUGGACUCGACGUUCGCCGCAGCCGACUCAGGUGUCAAAUUGAACGAGACGCCGCGCCUUUAUCAGAACAUAUUCUCUCUUGAGCAGCCUUCAAGCCUGGCCUUCAUCGGCGUCGCAAUAAUCGUAUUUCCUGCAUUCCUCCUAGCUGAUCUGUCGUCCAUGGCAAUCGCACAGCUGUGGUCCAACAAGCCUGACACCCCGACGCUCCCAUCGCAGACCGAGAUGGAGAAAUGGUAUUCUGAGCACUUAUCGUACAUGAGCACACUUCGCUCACUCAGCCCGCACGGCAAGAUCGUUAGAUUAAGCGUUCGCAACGGUCCCUGGCAUUCGUGGGUUCAAGGUGCUGCCGGUAUUGAAUUGGACAGCUAUCUGGGCUUCUUCAGUCUGAAAGCCUGGAACCUAUACUGGUCGGAUCCAAAAUUCUCCAAACUACUGUGUCACGGUAUCUGGUCGCCGCAUGUAUAUCGAUUGUUCGAACCAAAAAGGCCGAACGGACGGAAGAAGUGGGGUGGGGCAAAGGAAGCCAUUGAAAGGGUCAAUGCGGAUGUUCAAGCUGGGCUCGAGGAACGGCGGAAGGGUACGGCAGCACGGUAG
Messenger RNA from Exophiala spinifera, 1647 nucleotides. RefSeq lists its product as uncharacterized. The record is from RefSeq and is a predicted model, not a curated record. Gene Ontology annotation, molecular function: flavin adenine dinucleotide binding; N,N-dimethylaniline monooxygenase activity; NADP binding. The coding region runs from base 1 to 1647 and encodes 548 amino acids. Lineage: Eukaryota; Fungi; Ascomycota; Eurotiomycetes; Chaetothyriales; Herpotrichiellaceae. The transcript has a single exon.